Messenger RNA from Auanema sp. JU1783, 1032 nucleotides. The record is from the annotation of a GenBank genome assembly. NCBI's taxonomy places the organism in Eukaryota, Metazoa, Nematoda, Chromadorea, Rhabditida, Rhabditidae.
AUGCUCGGCUAUUCGUUAACGAUUGCAGCUAUAUCCAUUGUCCUAUGUUUUAUCCUUUCAAACUCGGUCAUGAACGAAUUGCUCGUGAUUUGGUGUAUUCUAGCCUCUCUAACACUACUACUAAUGUGGUCGAGAUAUUCCGAGCUUUUAUAUAUUUUUUUGUUCGUCCCCUUCAUGCUCAUUAUUGGAUUUGCAAUAGCUCGCAAUGAACAAGCACCACUAGAGACAAAAUUAAAAUUUUUCGAUGGAUUCGUCAUGGGUGGGCAUAGAGGAUCACCUGAAUCUGCACCAGAAAAUUCACUUGCAGCACUGAAAGCGGCUCAAUACGAAGGAUGUCAAUUGGUAGAGUUUGAUGUUCAAUUGACUAGCGAUGGAAUUCCUAUUAUACUGCACGAUGAUAAUACUUAUAGAACAACUGGAAUUAAGAGAGAAGUAUCCUCUUCUGUGUUGUCCGAGAUAGCUGGAUUACCUUUACUAACAGUCAAUGGAAUUAACGACACAAUCCCCACUCUGGAUGAUGUCAUAACCUUCUGUAUGAGAAAUAAUUUGAAAAUGAUCUUCGAUAUCAAAGGAAUGAAUGAUUUGCUGGUGAGGGAACUUGCUCGAAUUAUCCAAGAUAAAAAUCUCUAUACUUCUGCCAUAAUAAGCAGUUUUAGUCCUGCUGUUCCGUAUUUUGUGAAGAAAGCUGAUCCAAAUAUUUUGACAGGUUUUACAAAUCGACGAGCACUUUAUGGCUUCUUAACUGAAGAUGGCUCUGUUGAUAGAGGGGUAUGGUGGAAUCAGUGGUUUCUAGAACUCAUGGAUGAUUUUCUGUUAUUAGUUCUUCGAUCAUUCCUUCUUCCUGAUUUCCUAGGUGUCGAUAUGCUUCUCCUUAAUCAUCGUGAUAUCAGCCAUAGCAUCGUAACAGAAUCUGCAAAACGUGGAAUGCAAGUAGUUGCAUGGACAGUCAACGAUAAAUAUGAAAUGAAUUACAUGUCAAAGGUGUUGAAGAUUCCAUUUCUAACAGACAUCCCUAAGCUAUUUGAAGGUUAA